Molecule: messenger RNA, 1990 nt
Organism: Lactuca sativa (garden lettuce)
Lineage: Eukaryota; Viridiplantae; Streptophyta; Magnoliopsida; Asterales; Asteraceae
Product: signal peptide peptidase-like 2
Biological process (GO): membrane protein proteolysis
Cellular component (GO): lumenal side of endoplasmic reticulum membrane; lysosomal membrane; cytoplasmic side of endoplasmic reticulum membrane
Molecular function (GO): aspartic endopeptidase activity, intramembrane cleaving
Source: RefSeq, a predicted model, not a curated record
UAUUUCUAAAUUCGUACCAUGUUCAUCUCCACCAUCAUCUGAGCACGAUAACGAACAAAGCAAAGCGAAAAAAACCCUAAUUUUGACCUGUUCGUAUAUCAUUUUCUCAUCUUCUACUGAUCUCUGGUUUCUAUAUCGAACUAAAUAAAAAAUCCUUUCAUGGAGAUAGCAACAAGGCGAAGCAGAGUCGUACUUGAGGUAGCUGUACUUUCCCUAAUUUGCGGUGUUUCAUUGGUCUUCGCUGGAGAUAUUGUACACCAGGACGAUAUAGCACCUAAAAGACCUGGAUGUGACAACAACUUCGUUCUGGUGAAAGUUCCAACUUGGAUUGGUGAUACCGAAGAAGAAGAAUUCGUAGGUGUAGGUGCCCGAUUUGGACCUACUUUAGAAUCAAAGGAGAAGGAUGCUACUAAAAGCAGAGUUACCCUUUCAGACCCUCCUGACUGUUGUAGUACACCAAAAAACAAGCUUACGGGUGAAGUUAUCCUGGUGCACCGAGGUAACUGCAGUUUUACAGCCAAGGCACAUGUUGCUGAAGCUGCAGGCGCUUCAGCAAUCCUUAUUAUCAACAACCAGACACAACUCUUCAAGAUGGUAUGUGAAGCAGAUGAAACCGAUGUGGAUAUUGGCAUCCCUGCAGUGAUGCUUCCACAAGAUGCUGGUGCAAGCUUGAAAGAGAGUCUUGAGAACAAAUUAAACAUUUCUGUGCAAUUAUACUCUCCAAGAAGGCCAUUGGUUGAUGUUGCUGAGGUGUUCUUGUGGCUUAUGGCUGUUGGCACCAUACUGUGUGCAUCUUACUGGUCUGCUUGGAGUGCCCGAGAAGCAGCUAUUGAACAGGAUAAAAUAUUAAAGGAUGCUUCUGAUGAAUACUUGAAUACAGAGUCUUGUAGAUCAAGUGCUGUGGUGGACAUUAACACAACUUCUGCUGUUCUGUUUGUUGUGAUUGCGUCUUGUUUCUUGGUGAUGCUUUACAAGUUGAUGUCAUAUUGGUUUAUUGAGGUUCUGGUUGUCCUAUUUGCCAUUGGUGGGGUCGAGGGUCUGCAAACAUGUUUGGUGGCCUUGUUAUCAUGUUUCAAAUGGUUUGAAGAUUCUGCAGAAACAUUCGUGAAGGUUCCAUUUUUGGGAGGUGUGUCGUAUUUGACUCUGGCUGUUUCUCCAUUCUGUGUAGUAUUUGCCGUUGUAUGGGCUGUUUAUCGCAGAAUAUCCUUUGCUUGGAUAGGUCAAGAUAUACUUGGUAUUGCGCUUAUAAUCACAGUAAUCCAGAUAAUACGAGUGCCUAACCUCAAGGUGGGAACGGUUCUCCUCUGUUGUGCGUUCAUGUAUGAUAUAUUCUGGGUGUUUGUUUCCAAAUGGUGGUUCCAUGAAAGCGUGAUGAUAAUGGUGGCUCGUGGCGACAAAAGUGGAGAAGAUGGGAUCCCGAUGCUACUGAAAAUUCCACGAAUGUUUGAUCCUUGGGGUGGAUAUAGCAUCAUUGGAUUUGGUGACAUCAUAUUGCCAGGGCUAUUAGUCGCCUUUUCUCUAAGGUAUGAUUGGCUGUCAAACAAGAGCCUGCGAGCCGGAUACUUCUUAUGGGUGAUGAUUGCUUAUGGAUUAGGUCUGCUAAUUACCUACAUUGCUCUGAACUUGAUGGACGGCCAUGGUCAACCUGCCUUGCUUUACAUUGUUCCUUUCACAGUUGGUACGUUGCUGACGUUGGGGAAGUACAGAGGGGAUUUGAGGCACUUGUGGUCAAAAGGAGAACCGGACCGGCUUUGCCCUCAUGUUCAGCUUCAACAUGAGGAACAAUAAAGUCCCGUUCCCCUUGUUGCAUAUGCAAAUAAAAAAAAGUUGUCCCUUUUAGAUAUAAUAUAAUAUGUAAGCGUGUUGUUGGUAAUCGCCGGUGAUACAUUGAGAAACAAACAGGAUAGUUAGAUUAGAAGAGUUUCGGUUGCUUAUUGUUGUGUAACUUCAUACACCAACUUAAUGUAUUUCCACAAAUACAAUUAUCUCA